UACAAAAGAAAUAUGGGUGCUUUCACUGAGAAGCAAGAGGCUUUGGUGAAUAGCUCAUUCGAAGCAUUCAAGCAAAACAUUCCUCAGCUCAGCGUAGUAUUCUACACCUUGAUACUGGAGAAAGCACCUGCAGCAAAGAACAUGUUCUCGUUUCUAAGUGAUGGAGUAGACCCCAACAAUCCUAAGCUUAAGGCUCAUGCUGAAAAAAUUUUUCAACUGACGCGUGACUCAGCUGUUCAACUUCGAGCUAAGGGGGAAGUGGUGGCUGAUUUAAAGCAACUGGGUGCUGUUCAUGUCCAAAAAGGAGUCAUUGAUCCUCAUUUCCUGGUGGUUAAAGAAGCAAUGUUGAAAACAUUAAAGGAAGCAGUUGGAGACAAAUGGAGUGAUGAAUUGGGCAAUGCUUGGGAAGUAGCCUAUGAUGAAUUGGCAGCUGCAAUUAAGAAGGCAAUGGCUUAG
This is a messenger RNA of Abrus precatorius (Indian licorice), 456 nucleotides long. Its product is annotated as leghemoglobin-like. Gene Ontology annotation, molecular function: oxygen binding; heme binding. NCBI's taxonomy places the organism in Eukaryota, Viridiplantae, Streptophyta, Magnoliopsida, Fabales, Fabaceae. The transcript has 4 exons. The coding region runs from base 13 to 456 and encodes 147 amino acids. The record is from RefSeq and is a predicted model, not a curated record.